Spinacia oleracea (spinach) is the source of this 928-nucleotide messenger RNA. RefSeq lists its product as uncharacterized. NCBI's taxonomy places the organism in Eukaryota, Viridiplantae, Streptophyta, Magnoliopsida, Caryophyllales, Amaranthaceae. The transcript is spliced from 2 exons. The record is from RefSeq and is a predicted model, not a curated record. The coding region runs from base 10 to 414 and encodes 134 amino acids.
GACUUGGCAAUGAGAGAUACUUUUCCUAGAGCUACUAGGAGAGUUUGCUGCCAACACUUGUACAUGAAUUGCAAAAACAAUGGAUUUAGUGGAUCUGCUUUCUUCAAACUGUUUUGGAUAGCUGCAAAUGCACACAAUGAGUAUGUGUAUGGUAAAGCAUUAGAGAAGAUCACUGCUCAUGAUCCAAAUGCUGCUGCAUACUUGGACACAUGCCAGGAGCAGUGGUCCAGGCAUAUGUUUGACCCUGCUGUUUGUUGUGAUCACAACACAACAAACUUUGUGGAGUCAUUCAAUGCAUGCACAAAACCAUACAGAGACAUGCCUGUAUUCUCAUUGUUGGAAGCAAUCAGAAAGUGGUGUAUGGAGAGGGUUGGGGCAAGAUUUGACAUGGCAAUUGAUAUGGAGGAUGGUUAGUUGACUGAGUAUGCCAAGAAAGAGGUGGAUGAAAGAACAGGAGAGUCUAGGUUCUGCUAUGCUACAGCCUGUGGUGGGGGGGAAUUCGAGGUCAGAGAUGCACAUGUGAACUUCCCCAUCAGGUUAUCAACUAGAAGCUGUGGGUGUGGGAAGUGGCAAAUUUCUGGAAUCCCCUGCAAGCAUGCACUCAGGGUGAUUUAUGACCAAAGGCUGAACCCCAUUGAUUUUGUCUCCCCAUUCUUCAAGUCUGCUGCAUACAAGCUUACAUAUGCAGACCAUAUUCACCCCAUGUCAGACCCAACACAGUGGCCUAACUUUUCUCUCCCUACCAUUCAGCCUCCAGUCAUCAAAAGACAAGCUGGCAGACCUGCUAAGAAGAGAAAGAGAGGACCAAAUGAACCCAGGAAGGGGAAGAGGAACAGCAAUGUGAAAUGUGGAAAGUGCAGGGAGUUUGGUCAUAACUCAAGGACAUGUAAGAAUGGAGGACCAAGCACUGGACCAAGCACUUCAGCAG